This is a messenger RNA of Diorhabda sublineata, 519 nucleotides long. RefSeq names its product 60S ribosomal protein L28 (gene RpL28). Gene Ontology annotation, biological process: translation. Bases 68 to 478 code for a protein of 136 amino acids. The record is from RefSeq and is a predicted model, not a curated record. Gene Ontology annotation, molecular function: structural constituent of ribosome. Lineage: Eukaryota; Metazoa; Arthropoda; Insecta; Coleoptera; Chrysomelidae. The transcript is spliced from 5 exons. Gene Ontology annotation, cellular component: ribosome; cytosolic large ribosomal subunit.
AAAUUUCCGUUUCCGACAACCAACAAGGAUUCCACCUUUUCUAAAACUAAGGUUAAGAUAGGCUAAAAUGUCGUCGCAUUUAGUUUGGGGUAUUAUCAGGAACAACAACGCUUUUCUUUUGAAGAAAAGAAAUAUUUCCAAACCAUUCAGUACCGAACCGAACAAUUUAACAAAUUUGAAUUCCUAUCGUUACAAUGGUCUUAUCCAUAAAAAAUCCGUAGGAAUUGUAGAUGCUCCCGACAAAAAAGGUUUCACAGUUGUUUACAAAAAAGCCAGUAAACAAAGAAAACCCAAGCAAAGUACAGUGAAGAGAACGAUGAAAUCUGGUCCAAGGAGAUCUUUGCACAAACUAAAAAGAUUGUUGAGUGCUAACAGAUACCGUACAGAUCUUACCAAGGUUGCCCUUCGUAGAGCCAGUGCUGUUCUUAAAUCCCAAAAACCCUUGCCUGCUAAGAAGCAAAAGGCAAAGAAAGAAUAAAUGUUUUUUUUUAUAAUAAAUUAAUAAAUUUAUGAAAAAAA